AUGUCAAGUAAUCAAAUUGGACAUUGUCCUUUAUGUUUUACUCAAGUAUUAGUUAGAAAUUUUAAACGUCAUUGUACUGAUAAACACAGUAGUGUUGAUAGUGAAGAAAAAUAUCAAAAACAAUUAUCCAAAUUAAAAGCCAGUAUUGAAAAUGUAAAUGUUGCUAUUAAUACAACAACAAAACAAACAACAACAAUAUCAUCGUUUUUUCUGCGCUGGAAGAGCCACCUUUACAAUUCACAACAGAUGUUGUCGAAAUUACUUCAUCUAUCAAUAAUUAACCAGAAUCAAUGGAAACAAGAAAUGUCAAUGAUAAAUGAAAACGUAAACAUGAAAGAAUUAAAUACAAUAAGUAUUAGAGGUCAAAUUGGUGGUGAAUUGAAAUAUCUUAUUGAGAAAAAAAAUGAAGCAGUUAGACUUAUUGAUAUGUCAUUUGAUUCAAAUAUUAGUGAUAAAACAUUUCUAAUUGAAGCUUCAUCAUAUUUAAAAUCAUUAGAACACGAAAUGUCAGGUUUAUUAGAUACAUGUAACAAAGCUCUUGAUGAAAUAAAACCAAUUAAUAUUCGUAUUGAAAAUAUAGAAACAGAUUCAAUAACACGUGAUCCAGCAUUCAACAAAAAAUUUAAUGAAGAAGAACUUCGAUAUUUAGUUGAAAAAGGUCCAUAUCAGCCAAUAUUAUCAUCAUACCCAAUUAAUGAAACAUUAAAAGCAAAACAAGACACAUGUCAUUUUAAUAAAAAUUGGUAUAGUCAAUAUCCAUUAUUGGAAUAUAGUCCAUCAAAAGAUGUACUAUUUUGCUUUUCAUGCAGAUUAUUUGCCGAUGGUCCAGGUUCAGAGCAAAAAGAAGAAGCCUGGAUUACAACUGGUGUGAAUACUUGGAACAAACUGACAUGUAGCAAAGGCCAAAAUCGUGGUGGCAAAUUUGAAACACAUUUUAAAAGUAAAACACAUACAUCAUCUUUACAACGUUAUUUAAAUUUUCGACAUCGUCAAAAUAAUAUUGAUAUUCUAUUAGAUAAAAAAAUACAAGAACAACAACAGCAAAAAGUUCAAUUAGCUAAAUCAAAUGAAGAAGCUAUUAAAAUACUAAUUGAUUGUGCUCGUUAUUUAGCACGUCAAGAUAUAGCAUUUAGAGGACACACGGAUGAAGAAAGUAAUUUUGUUCAACUUGUUAAUUUAUUAUCGAGACAUAAUCCUGUUUUACAACGUUGGUUAAAUGAAACUGAAAAUCGUUCAUAUAAAGUAACAUAUAUGGGUCAUCGUUCACAAAAUGAAUUUAUUCAAAUUAUUGGUGAAGAAAUACAACGCCUUAAUUUAAAUCGAAUUAGACAAGGUACAUAUUAUUCAAUAAUGGCUGAUUCUACACCAGAUUCAAAUAGACAAGACAUGUUUACAUUAGUUAUUCGUUUCGUUAAUGAUCAACUUAUACCAGAAGAAAGAUUUGUAUCUAUAAAAGAACUUUAUUCAAAAACAGGUGAUGGCUUGGCUGAUCAUAUAUUGGAAGUAUUAAAUGAACUUGAUUUAAAUCCAGAACAUUUAAUUGCACAAUCAUAUGAUUUUGCCAGCAAUAUGAGUGGGAGAUUUAAUGGAGUCCAGGCAAAAAUUAGUGAAAAAUUACAAAAACAUAUAAUUUAUAUACCAUGUUCUGCACAUCGAUCAAAUACAGCAUUGAAACAUGCCUGUGACGCUAGUUUAGAUAUAACAUGUUUAUUUGGAAUAUUACAAACUUUAUAUAAUUUUUUUACAUCAAGUUCAAAACGAGAAAUAUUUCAAGCAUUAGAUGAUAUAAUUGAUGAUAAAGCAUUUGAUCAAGAUACACGUAAAGAAGGAAUAUCAAUAGUGAAGAAUAUGAAAACGUUUAAUUUUAUUUGUUAUUUGAUUUUUAUGAAAAAUGUUAUGUCUAUGACUAAUGCUUUAACAACAGAAUUCCAACGAACAAAAUUAGAUGUGAUAACUGCUGCUGAAAUCCUUAGUGGAACAAUAAAUGUAUUGCAACGUGAACGUGAUGAUGAUAAUAAUUUGAAAAACAUAAUAACAGUUGCUGAGAAUUGGUCAAAAUCGUAUGAUAUUAAUCCAGAUGAAGAAUUUAAUAAACAUCAUCGACCAAGAAGACCACCAAGAAGAAUUGAUCAAAAUCCUAGCACUGCUCAUGUAUUUACAAGAAGUACACAGUUAAUAAAACAUACAUUAGCAGAAGAAACAACAAAUUUACAAGAAGCAGCUAAAUUUAUUUUUGAAAGAAAAUCAUUGUUACUACAUAUUUAUCAAGCAUUCCAAUUUUUAUUAACAAUGCCUGUUACUAUGGCAAAUAAUGAACGGUUGUUCAGCAAAAUGAAGAUAAUAAAAAAUAGAUUUAGAACACAAAUGAAAGAUGAUCGAUUAGAGCAACUAUUAUUACAAUAG
Messenger RNA from Didymodactylos carnosus, 2403 nucleotides. The record is from the annotation of a GenBank genome assembly. Lineage: Eukaryota; Metazoa; Rotifera; Eurotatoria; Philodinida; Philodinidae.